This is a messenger RNA of Klebsormidium nitens, 3352 nucleotides long. Lineage: Eukaryota; Viridiplantae; Streptophyta; Klebsormidiophyceae; Klebsormidiales; Klebsormidiaceae. The record is from the annotation of a GenBank genome assembly.
GUCCACCGGAGCUUGGCUUUAAUUUCAAACCGCCCUGCACCAGUGCUCUGGACAAUGUCCGGAUACUUGGUGCCCAAAUUGCUCCAGGUAAGUUAUUUCUGAUGAGCGAGGGGAACAGGAGGGCAUGCCUGAUUCAGUGAUUGCAUUUGUGGGAAUUAUAUCCUUGUGAGAGGAAGAGGGUCUACUGAGGUGGUGAGGUGGAUCAGCUGUGUUACACCAGGAGGCCACUUUUUGAUGGGCGAUCUAUGGGUGGCAUUGCUCGAUCUUGUUCAUUCAGCUGGCGGGGGGAGAAGUUGCAUCAAAGGCAGUGAUUGCCCUUGCCGUGAGUCUGCGCACAAAAUAACUUCUGUCUUAUUGUGAUAGAGUUGGCGCCGUUCAACAAGCAAAGACGCACAGCUGGCAGCGAAAAGGGCACGACUGGCGGGUGUCAUCAGAAAAGGUAGAUGUUAGAACAACAAAGACUGGGCGCCCAUGUUUUGAAGACAUUCAAAAGUAAGAAGCCGGUAGGAAGUGAACAAGGAGAUCAACAAUGACGUUGGUUAGUACUUUGAGUUAAAUUGGAUCGACAUCGAACCGGCUCAAUGAGAUAAAACCUUCUCCCCCCAACUUACCAGAGGGGGAUCCCCUGGACGCAAGAUGGAAUCCAGCGGAGGUCUGGCGUCGCUGGCGGACCGAGAAUCAGAAAUGAUCCAGGGGGGCUUGAGAGAGCAGCUGGUGAAGAUGUCGUUUCUAACGCCGUACCCCUGGGAAGACCCGGCGUUCCGAAAGGAGCGACGCCUGCCCAAUCUGCGGUACGGCGACCAGAUCCGCGCCCUGUGGGUGACUCGGUGGGACUUCUACGAGAAAGAAGACAUCGCUGACAUCAUGCGCACCACCGCAGAUGCGGGCUUCAACACCGUCUUCUUCCAGGUGCGGGGUAACGGCACGGUCCUCUUCUCGAGCCGCCUCGAGCCAUGGUCGGAGGCGUAUCAUUACCGCCACCCUGGGUUCGACCCGUUGCAGGAAGCGAUUCGAGAGGCGCACAGCCGUAACAUGGCGCUACACGCCUGGAUCAACGUGAUGCCCAUGUGGGCCGGGCUGCGCCCCCCUUCACACCCGGACCAACUCUGGAACAAGCACCCCGAGUGGAGCUGGUUCGACCGGAACGGCGAGCGUCAGCCGUUGCAGCGGGGGUUUUACGUCAGUGCCAACCCGUGCCUCCCGGAAGUUCGCCGGCAUAUCUCGGCGGUGUGCCGCGAGGUCUUAUCCAGGUACGAGGUCGACGGCAUCCACUUGGACUACAUCCGCUUCCCAAAUGAGUGGCCGGUCGAGAACGGGAGAGAAUAUCCCCGAGAUGAGCGAACGCUGGCGCUUUUCCACGCGGACACCGGUCUCGACAGCCCCGAGAGUUUUCCCGCCGUCUGGGACCAGUGGCGCUGCGACUGCGUCACGGCGCUGCUCAAAGACAUUCACCGAGGUGUGAAAAGCCUCCGGCCGGCCGCGGUACUUACCGCUGCAGUAGGGGUCCAGAAAGACGAGGCGCUCGCACGCUUUCAGGACGUGGAAACGUGGUGGAAGGAGCGGCUGAUUGACGCCGUUAUUCCGAUGAACUACACGAACUGCCAUCGCGACUUUCGGAGCAAGUUGGAGGCGGACUGGCGCGCGGAGUGGCGCGCGCUGUCGACAUUUGCGAACUCGCUGUGGGACAGGAGCCUCAAGGUUCGCGAGCGGCCGCGCCCUCCUCGGCCGUUACGGCGCACCUUCAAACGACUGCGCGACAAGUGGCGCCACCGGCAAGAGGAGCAAGCAACCAAUCCCGACGAGCCACGUGGCCACCAAUGGGCGCCUCCCCCGCCGCCAGGUGUCAUCGUCGGGAUGUCCGUAGAGUAUGGCCCGACCGCCGCGCACCAAAAGCAACUCAUGCUCGCCCUUCAGCGGUUCGGGCACUUCGCUAUUUUCUGCUACUCGGCGCUGUUCGAGUCGAGCCGCGCGGGAGGCGCGAUUCAAAACGGGGCUCCCGCCAGGGCCCGGCGCCGAGCGGAGCUGGUGCCGUUUCUAAAAGUGCUCGCAGCGGCCGCGGAGUCGAAGACGGCCGUCGUGGCUGCGGUCGCGAGCGCGGCGCUUGGGGGGCGCAUCGCACGCACGCCGACGACAUCCGCGGCGGUAACGGCCGCGGUGACGGGGGCGGUAUCGGUUGGGGACGAGACGGAAGACGGCGGGCGAGGGUUGGAGGAACUGCGGCGGCGGUUGCAGGGCUUUCCGAUGCACCCGGAAGAGGCCGCCUUUCAGGGGGAGAAAGUGACGUCAGCGGAUGCGGCGGCUGUGCUCAGCACGCUAGAGGGGGGCCAAGAGGAGGGGGGCGAAGGCCUGGAGGAACCGGUUAGCGGGGUGGUUAGCACGCGGUUGACGGUUGGUGGACGGUCGGUUAAGGGGCCUAACGGCGAAAUCGUGACGUUUCGAAGACGGACGUUUAUCAGGGGGGUGAAGGCGAGAGAUGAGAGGAAGAAGCAAUUACGGGAGGCGUUUGGCAGGGCGACGAGUAAAGCGAGGGGUAGGGCGACGGGUCGCCCGAGCGGGCAGCGGCGCUCGGGCGUUAGCGAAGUGGACGGAUUGGACGUCCGAUUGGGGGGGGAACGAGAUCAAAUUGUGACACGUGUCGAGCUAGCGGGACUUGCUACCGGCAAUUUGAACGGCAUGCUCUUGUCACCGGAAUUUGACGAUGGUGAGUUGGUCGAAUCGCCACUCCUAGAUCCCCAGGCAGAAUCUGGGGCGACUUCAGGUGUUAAUGUGGGCCCGGUAGAUACUUACUUAGUUGCGGAAAGGGACGCCGAGCUGGUCGAGAGUGUGAAUGCGCCCCCCGAGACGCGGGAAGAUAUGCAGUGGGAAGCCGCAAAGCUCAAGGCAGUCACUACUUUCGACGACGCAACGGCAAACGGGGAUAAAAGCUUAGCAGAUCGAAUCGAAGACGAGUCUGUGGAUGUCCACAUAGACAGAACGGGAGAUCAAAUCGAAGGGGAGGGCCGCACCGUAUUGGACAGCGGUGCACCGUUCGGUCAUUUAUCAAGCAUGCUUUUAGAAGGUGGCUUUGCGCGUUCUUUAGAAGGUUUCAGAUUAAGAGCUAUUACGCAGGUCCGACGGCUUCGUCAAAUUUGAGGUGAUCUUGGCUAACAAUUCCAUGUCGUAGAUACAGAAGACUUGGAGGAACGACAAAACUUCCUUCGAGGCUCUAGUCUUAGAAUGGACAAUCAGGCAUCGUUUGAAGGGCCGAGAUAAAGGGCCGAAGACGAAUUUGGACUUAGCAUAACCCGAGUAUAUCGGCGAUCCAAUUAAUCAGAUGGUUUAGUCAGGGAGAUUUCGGCUUGCUUGGAGUCCU